Messenger RNA from Syngnathoides biaculeatus (alligator pipefish), 1562 nucleotides. RefSeq names its product adenosine receptor A1. The transcript is spliced from 2 exons. Gene Ontology annotation, molecular function: G protein-coupled adenosine receptor activity. The record is from RefSeq and is a predicted model, not a curated record. Bases 47 to 1036 code for a protein of 329 amino acids. NCBI's taxonomy places the organism in Eukaryota, Metazoa, Chordata, Actinopteri, Syngnathiformes, Syngnathidae. Gene Ontology annotation, cellular component: membrane; dendrite; synapse. Gene Ontology annotation, biological process: G protein-coupled adenosine receptor signaling pathway.
UGAACGCUCGUCAGUGUGCAGCGCGGCGACCUACACAGGAGACGCCAUGCGCGCGGGCGAGGUGGCCUACGCCUCUUUGGAGGCGCUCAUAGCCGUCUGCUGCUGCCUCGGCAACGCUCUGGUUAUCGUCGCCGUGUGGACCACCAAACGAGUCGGGCAGCCCACCUUCUGUCUGAUCGUGUCGCUGGCGGUGGCCGAUUGCGCCGUGGGCCUUGUGGCCAUCCCGUUGGCCGUGCUGGUGGACGGCAGGGCGAGAACGUCUUUUCGCGGUUGCCUCUUCAUCAGCUGCGUGGUCAUCCUGCUGACCCUGGUGUCCAUUCUGUCCCUCAUGGCCAUCUCACUCGACCGCUUCCUCCGGGUUUACAUCCCUCUAAGGUACAAACGCACGGUCACACACAGACAUUCAUGGUGCGCGGUUGCUGCGUGUUGGCUUGUCGCUCUACCUCUGAGUUUUGCCCCCAUGCUAGGCUGGCACAACAAAGACACCACCUCCAACAGUUCCCCCAACUCUACGUUCACCUGCCAGUUCAUCGCCGUGAUCCCCAUGUCCUACCUGGUCUACUUCAACUUCUUCCUCUGCACCCUGACGCCACUGACAGUCAUGUCGGCCCUUUAUGGCUACAUCUUCUGCAUCAUUCGCGGCAACCUCAGAGAGAAGCCGGGCAACGGCGCCCAGGUCAAAUCUAGCGUCUACCUGAGGAAAGAGAGGGAGCUGGCCAGCUCUCUUUCCCUGGUCUUGGCGCUCUUCGCCCUUUCCUGGAUCCCGCUCCACGUGCUGAACUGCGUGGCCUACUUUGAAACUGCCGAGGUGCCGGUGAGCGCUUUCCACGUGGGGAUCCUGUUGUCUCACGCCAACUCGGCCGUGAACCCGGUGGUGUACGCCUUCAAGAUACGCAAGAUCAGGACGGCGUACCUGAACCUCUGGAGGAGAGUCAUCAAGUGCGGGGAUGAGCCCCAAGGGUCUAACUCCAGCCAGACUCUGGACAACAACCCAAGUAGCAACGCCGUGGACAUCAAUGUGCAAUUUAAUGCUUAAAGGGGGUCAUCUUAAAUGCUUGUUUACAGACAGUUGGUUUUCUGGAAUGCCUGUCCAACCAUCAAAUAGAGACUUUAAAAAAAAAAAAAGUUUUUGUUAUCUACCGACUUUUGAAAAUGUUCUGCGCAAACAUUGACGCCCCACUCUGAUGUCACAGGGUGGCAGAGUCGCAAAAGUCUGUGGUGACUUCGCACAACUGCCGUUCAUUUGCAGUCUGGAUUCAGACGGGUGAAAAGGCCUUGGACUAAAUCGCCUGAAAAAACUGUCAUGCAGCGGGGCCCAUCACGCACAAACAUCCCCGUGGCUGCGACACCCAUGCUAACAGGUUAUGCCAAAAUGUAAGCAGAGCUGCACUGAAUUUUGCUGGAUUCACUGGAAAGCAGGAGCAAAGCAGCACUUACCUGAUUAUGCCUGGUGAGGUUCUCAAUAAUAAUAAUAAUGCAGUGUGUCUUAUUGUCUAUGAUUUUUCUUCAUGUUACACACUUCGUUUCAUUUCCAUUUUUUUAAAAGUGCUCUGUGAAUAAAA